GUUGAGUGCAUUUUAGAGUGGCUGAAGGUCGAAUUGAGCAAGCAGUGUUUUCUGAGCCAUCAGCUCACGUGCACCUUUGUCUCUCACAGAUUCUACUUUGCAAUCUGCUAAGACAAGAUGGAAAAACUAAUGCAUCUGAAUCUCUUUCUCCUCGGCAUAGAAAUUGCCUGUGCUCUUCAGUGUAGACUUUGCAUUGACUACUACAAUGGCGUGUGUGAAAAGAAGGAGACAACAUGCAUUGCCAAGGAUGGUGCCAGCUGUAAGAGUUAUAGAGAAUCUUCUGAAGCCAACUUAUCAUUCCCAACACGUGGAUAUAGUGAAUGUUCCCAUGAUUGCUAUCCCUACUAUGGAGUUUGGCAGGGUUUAACAAUACUGGUAUUUUGCUGUGAUAGCCAUGAUUUGUGCAAUGACCUCUCUGAGCCAAUUGAUCAUUACAUAGCAACAACACCUAAUAUAUUAUUUUAGUUUCUUCAUCAUUGUUCCCAGAUUUCAUCUCACCCUGGACUGGGAUUUCCCCAAUGCACCUGAACUCUUGGAGCCUAAGAAAGAUACUGUUUUCAUCUUAUUUCCCAUAUCCUCCUGCUUUUUAGUUUCCUCUAAUCAACACGAACUUGUCUGACCUUGAUUUCAAUGGGCUUUCUUGAUCUAGAAGGGAGGAGAUAAUAUUCACAUGUUAAAAAUAUCCUGGGCUAUAGAAGGGGAACUGAACAAUGCCACCCAGUGGGAUAAUUCAGUGUUUUACAGAGUGGUAAAAGUGGUAGGGCACUGAGUUUUUCUGAAUAACACUGUCAGUCUAUUAAAUGACAGGAGGUAGGAUCAAACAUUAAUCAGAUAUGAAUGGUGGAGGAAGUCUAGGUGAGGCUACUUAGGUUGUCUGGGACAGCCCUGAAGAGCUUGCAGAUAUACAUCCAGUUUCAUCUUCCACCCAUAUGACAUUUUCUGCUUCUAAUCCAUGGACUUUUUCAUAGUGAAUAUAUAUUUUUAAUGGGAGGCAAAAUGGUAGAUUUCACUAAGACAUUUCACUCCUCCAAAAUGUAUGUGUUUGAAUUUCUUUCUAACAAGCACUGUGGACCCAUAGUCACUAGUGUUUGCUCAAACAGAAGGAAGCAUACCCUGGGAGGCAGACUCAAUGGUUCCUCUCAUUCAGGUGAGAUACCUGGGUUGAGUUCCCGGCUCCCAGCUUUAGCCUCAUGGUCACUGUAGGCAUUUGGGGAGUGAUGCAGUGGAUGUGAACUCACUUUCUCUGUCUCUCACUCUCCCUCUCCCUCUUUUUCUCUUCUUUCUCUAUCUUUUUUUCUCUAUGGAUCUUAGCUCUUAGACAAAAAAGCCAACUACUAUAUCUUAAAUAGAAACAUUAAAUAUGAAAAAUUAUUGUUAAAUGUAAAUGUUAGGAUUUGUGUGCUGUAUAUUUGAUUACUGCUAAAUUAAAAAGUAUUGUAUUAAAAAUAAAAUAUUUGAAAUUACUUCAGAUGAUAUACAUAAAAAUUUAUGUUCUGUUUACAUCUCGGGCUUUCAGCAGAUGGUGGCUGAGUAAGAUGCUUGGGUCAUCUCUGCACAGAGGGAUCAAUUUUAAUAUCUAUUCACACACAAAGUCCCCUUUACUAGAGCUGCAGAAGUCAAAUUAG
Messenger RNA from Oryctolagus cuniculus (rabbit), 1625 nucleotides. NCBI's taxonomy places the organism in Eukaryota, Metazoa, Chordata, Mammalia, Lagomorpha, Leporidae. The record is from RefSeq and is a predicted model, not a curated record.